AUGACAGGAAGUUUUUUCCUUGGUUCAAGGUACGAACAGUAUGACUGUCCUGAUUGUGUCGGUAUUAUCGAUGGCACAUUGGUGGAUGCAUGGGUUCCUGCUUCAAGACAAAAUACAUUCCGCGGUCGGAAAGCAACGGUAUCGCAAAAUGUACUCGCAGCUUGCGACUUCGAUAUGUUGCUCACAUUUAUUAAUUCUGGAUGGGAAGGCAAGUACUAUUUAGUUGAUGCUGGUUUCACGAACAUGCCUGGAUUUCUUGCCCCAUUUCGGUCUCAACGGUAUCACUUGCAAGAGUUUCAUGGCCAUCGUUACGUAGGACCUAAGGAAUCGUUUAACCAUCGACAUUCGUCAUCACGCAAUGUCAUAGAAAGAACAUUUGGUGUUUUGAAGAAGCGCUUCCCAAUAUUGCGGUCCAUGCCAAAUUACAAGUCUAUACGACAAAGGCCUCUCGUGAUUGUAUGUUGUGUAGUGCACAAUUGGAUCCGUUUGCAUGCAGCUAUGGAUCCAUUCUUUAUGGAAGCUGAUAAUGAAAUGGCCGCAGAAACAGAAGCAGACGGGCUUGUUGGAGACCAAGCUGACUACGUUGACAUGUCACAACAUGGGUUAACGUCCCAAUCAAACGUUAGGGAUGCAAUUGCUACUGCUAUGUGGAUAACUAAUACUGAGGACAACGAUUGA
This is a messenger RNA of Camellia sinensis, 678 nucleotides long. The record is from RefSeq and is a predicted model, not a curated record. NCBI's taxonomy places the organism in Eukaryota, Viridiplantae, Streptophyta, Magnoliopsida, Ericales, Theaceae.